CCACGAUCCGGGGCCGGCCUCAUGUUUCUUAUAAAAGACGGGUCUGCUCGAACGAGAGUGUCACAGAGGCGGCGACUUGUCUUGAAACACUUUUUGUUUAUUUUAUUUUUUGUUUGUUUCUCUCUUCGACGCUCCCUCCACACACCCGCCUUGCGACAAUAGUUAUAAUAAAAAGGAUCCGGUACGUGAGAGUACCGUACGCGUCUGUAUUUGUAGCCGAAACGACGAGUCGUUCGCGAAAUAGCGCGAUAAACUUGUUUCCCUUUACUUACGUUACGAAAAGAUACGUUGGGAAAUUUACCAAGGGCUGCGUGGUUUCUCAGUUCGGUACACUUUAGUGUACUAUUAGAAGUGCAGGGUGGUGGUGAAAAACACUCGGUUGUAAGGCGGCUCUGCAUAAAUACUGCGGAGAAACUGAUUUUUUACGCAGUGACUAUCUCGCACAUUGCACUUACACGUACGUGUGUGUGUGUGGAUACAGACACACGUACGUGCAUUAUAUCAUACUGACUUAACGCGGCGUGCGUUAAGCCUCACUAUAGACUGGCAGACGGGCAACAGACGCGGGCAUUGUACAGGGCCGCCAGCACGUCUGUGCGUACAGCUCAUCGCAGACGAGAGGCGGCAGCAGGCACGGUAGAGCAGCAACAGAGACAGGCAGACACAGCCGUGUGUGUGCCCCCCACCCCCGCCGGUAACCACACCACUCCCAUCAACCACCACAAUGCGCCGCAGUCUCCUCCACACGUUCCAACCGCGGCCGCCGCCGCAGCUUCUUCUUCUGCUGCUGCUGCUGCGGGUCGCUCUGCCCGUCGCCGGUGCCAGCGUCUCCUCCUCGUCCUCGUCGUCCUCGUCCUCGUCGUCGCCGUCUGACGAUGCGGCCGUGCGAUGCGAGCCGUGCGACGCAGCAGCGCUGGCCGUGUGCGGCGAGCCUCCGUCGGGCUGCGCCGAGACGGUGCGGGAGCCCGGCUGCGGCUGCUGCCUCACGUGCGCGCUGCUCGCCGGCGACGCGUGCGGCGUCUACACGGAGCGCUGCGGCGAGGGGCUCGGGUGCAGCCCGGCCCCCGGGGAACGGCGGCCCCUCCAGGCGCUGCUCGACGGCCGCGGCGUCUGCACGAACCUCACGGUCUACAGGCUGCACCAGCAGCGGCAAGGGGAGGGAGCGACGGCAGCGGCGGGUGCUAAUCCCAACGAGAGCGGGCAGGGCACUGUGAACUCGAGCGAAGAGGCAGAGUCUGCGACGAUGCUGCCGGUUGAGACUGCACGCAUCACCACGCAUCCGCCCAGGCCACACAACCGGCUCCUGGAGGCGGAACUCAAGAAGCUUCGCACCGGCAUGAAGACCUUGGACCAGAAGGAGAAGGGGGACACGCGCAUCCACCAAAUGCUCAGCAAACACCACGAGAAUGAUUAUGGACCGUGCCGCAAAAACAUGGAGAACAUUUUGGAGAAUCUGAAAAGCAUGUCACAACUGAGUCCGAAAGGCAUUUACAUUCCAAACUGCGACAAGAAGGGCUACUACAAGAAGAAGCAGUGCAAGCCAUCGCGGGGCAGGCAACGUGGCCUCUGCUGGUGUGUGGACAAGUAUGGCCAGCAGCUGCCAGGCUCGGAGUCGCAGAAGGGAGACGUGCAUUGUCAUACUCAGGAGAGUGAUUAGGCACCGAGAUGGAGCAGAGCUAUUAAGGCAUAGGAUGGGAACGAAUGGACUUAAGCCGACAAGGUGAAUAGUGAGGGCAGUUCGGCUUUAAUGGUUAGUUAACAUGUUGAGGUAGUUGUAGGUUUUUAUGUUUUGUUACUGGCUUCAUCUGAGAUGAGGCGAUAUCCAUUCCAUACUGGAAGACGUUGUGGUGUGUUUGUGACUCUGCACUGUCCUCGUGACUGCUCCAGAGAGCUGGAGACGGAGCCUGCAAGAAGUCCUGGGGAAGAGGCGUUUUCAUCUUUAUUGUUUUUAACCUUACAGAAAUAAACUUGAAAUUAUGGUUUUCAGCCAGGGCUGCCAAUUAUAAGUAACAGUUGUAAAUGUUUAUAUUUGAUGCCAUGUUAUUUCUUUGAAGGAUUGAGAUUGCUUUAAUGGUUUCUCUGUGGCUUGUUUUGUGGAUUGAAUCUAAAACCUGUAAUUUAACAGCCAGAUGUUUGCAAUUAAAACACAUCAUGAAACACAGUAUGCUUCAUAGGUUAGGACACUGGAAGGAUCAGUGUUGGGAUAUACAAAUUCACACAUACUUUUUCCGCCUUUGAAAGAUUCUUGUCUAAAAGUCCCCACCAGCUGGUGAUUUUGUUUAUGUUUUUUGGCAGCCCUCGCCACUGUGUACAUGGAAAACCUGGUGUGUAAUCCAUCUGUAGACAUAUAAUCCAUCUUUACAUCAGCAUUAAGUUAAAUGUAUAUCGUCAACCUUUAUCAACAAUUACUGCUCCUGUUCAGAUUUUUACAUUUAACAACUGUGACUUCUCUUCAUACCUUGGGCCAAAUUUGACAGCUCUUAAACCAAACGGGGAGUGCUAUCCUUUUCUAUUUAAGUUAUUUUAUUUUAAGAUAUAUUUGCCUUUGUUUGUAAACUUGAAGUAAUACUUCAGCUAUUUAUGCGUUUUUCUAAUUUAAAUCAUGGUGUAUCAUUUUUGUAAUAAGUUCUUGUAUUGUGUAUUUAAAGAUUCAGUCUAAUUAAAAAUAUUUAGAAAUUAUGUGUUUUUUUUAUUUGUGGCCUUUAAGCAAACUUUACAUUUCUAUAGUUCAUGUUUGUGAAAAAAAAAUCUAAUUCACAGUUUUACUGCAUACUAGCCAACAGAUUAAACUUAACAGAUACCAUCAGAACAUGG
Petromyzon marinus (sea lamprey) is the source of this 2814-nucleotide messenger RNA. RefSeq names its product insulin like growth factor binding protein 3 (gene IGFBP3). Gene Ontology annotation, cellular component: extracellular region. NCBI's taxonomy places the organism in Eukaryota, Metazoa, Chordata, Hyperoartia, Petromyzontiformes, Petromyzontidae. Gene Ontology annotation, biological process: regulation of insulin-like growth factor receptor signaling pathway. The record is from RefSeq and is a predicted model, not a curated record. Gene Ontology annotation, molecular function: insulin-like growth factor I binding; insulin-like growth factor II binding.